AUGUCUGAACCUGACAAGCCUCGUCAGUCGGUCAAGCGUCAGCUCAAACCCGCUCCCCAACGCCCUGGUCAAGAUGUGCAUUGUCCACGAUUCAAAGCAGAGGUCCACUUUGUGAUUCCAGGAUCCAUGCCAGAAAUCGAGACUCUUCGCAUUCGAACAACGGAUGUUUCUCAGCCUUUCCUGGACCCAAAUUCAAUGCAACAGUCGUGA
This is a messenger RNA of Fusarium mangiferae, 210 nucleotides long. RefSeq lists its product as uncharacterized. The transcript has 2 exons. NCBI's taxonomy places the organism in Eukaryota, Fungi, Ascomycota, Sordariomycetes, Hypocreales, Nectriaceae. The record is from RefSeq and is a predicted model, not a curated record. Bases 1 to 210 code for a protein of 69 amino acids.